Messenger RNA from Nymphaea colorata (pocket water lily), 1730 nucleotides. Its product is annotated as probable polygalacturonase. Gene Ontology annotation, biological process: carbohydrate metabolic process. The coding region runs from base 124 to 1653 and encodes 509 amino acids. NCBI's taxonomy places the organism in Eukaryota, Viridiplantae, Streptophyta, Magnoliopsida, Nymphaeales, Nymphaeaceae. The record is from RefSeq and is a predicted model, not a curated record. The transcript has 6 exons. Gene Ontology annotation, molecular function: polygalacturonase activity.
GAGCUAUCUCAAAAGAAAAGUAACAGACGCAUAUAAUUCAUUACGGGUAUAAAAGGGAGUCCUCCCCUCCAGCUCUUCUGCAACUUCUCAACCUUUCUAUAUCCUUCUUCUUGUUUGGUAGUCAUGGAUUCGCAGAGACGCAACGUUAUGAACAGGCGACUGGUGGUGUUGGCAGCAGUGGCUCUGUGCCUUCUAGCUGCUCCGGUGGAAUGCAGGAGGAGGUCGUCGAGAAAAACCCAUUUUCCAUCUCCGUCGCCGACGGCGCCUACGACAUCGCCAACGCCGAGGCCUGGACUGAGCACCCCCAUCUCGUCGUCGUUCACGUACUUGGCGCCGACGUGCAGGGCUCACAGCGCGUCUAUAACGGAUUUCGGAGGGGUGGGUGACGGCGAAACGUUGAACACCAAUGCCUUCCGGGACGCCGUGGCGCACCUGAGCCAGUACGCGAACGACGGUGGUAGUCAGCUGUUCAUUCCUCCCGGCCGGUGGCUCACCGGUAGCUUCAACCUCACCAGCGCCUUCACCCUUUACCUCCACCGCGACGCGGUCAUCCUCGGCUCACAGGACUUCAAUGAGUGGCCACUGAUUGACCCUUUACCUUCUUACGGGAGAGGAAGGGACGAGCCAGGAGGAAGAUACAGCAGUCUGAUUUUUGGAACCAACCUGACCGAUGUGGUAAUCACAGGUGAUAAUGGCACGAUUGAUGGACAGGGAGAGUUGUGGUGGAGCAAGUUCAGAGGCAACCAACUAAAAUACACUCGCGGUUACCUUAUAGAAGUUAUGCAUUCAGAUGGCGUUGUCAUAUCAAACCUUACACUUCUCAACUCUCCAUCAUGGAAUAUUCAUCCUGUAUAUAGCAGGAAUGUAAUUGUUAGAGGGAUCACCAUUCUUGCUCCUGUUCGAUCUCCUAACACCGAUGGUAUCAACCCAGAUUCGUGUUCCCAUGUGCGAAUUGAGGACUGCUACGUUGUCUCUGGAGACGACUGUGUAGCCAUAAAGAGCGGCUGGGACGAGUAUGGGAUCAGCUUCGGCAUGCCAAGUGAGCACAUCUACAUUCGAAGGCUCACCUGCAUCUCCCCCACAAGUGCCGUCAUUGCUGUGGGCAGUGAGAUGUCUGGUGGAAUACAAGAAGUUCAUGCUGAAGACAUAACAGCAAUCGAUACAGAAUCAGCAGUCAGGAUCAAAACUGCACCGGGCCGAGGAGGAUUCAUCAAGGGAAUCUAUGUCAGAGGAGUGACCAUGCAGACUAUGAAGUGGGUUUUCAGAAUGACAGGGGCUUAUGGAUCGCACCCUGAUGGAAAGUAUGAUCCCAAUGCAAUCCCAGUUGUUGAUGGUGUAAGUUACAGUAACAUGGUUGCCGAUAAUGUCAGCAUCGCCGGAGCAAUGGACGGAAUCGAAAAUGCGCCGUUCACCGGAAUAUGCAUGUCCAAUAUCACCAUUAACAUGGCUAAGAAUUGGUCGCCAAAGCAUCCAGCAUGGAGCUGCACCAACAUCCAGGGUACAUCAAAUGGUGUUGAACCGCCACCAUGUGAAUUGUUGUCCGGUGAGCAGAGUGGUAAGAAUGAACUAGGCCCAUGCCCUUUUCCUGACGUGAGCGACCCCAUAGAUUAUGUAGAGUUCAAGGACUGCAGUUUCAGCAGCACCCACCUGUGAAGUGGGUUGUGUAGACUACGUUCUAUUUAACUUAUGAAUGUAAAGGCCAGGAGCCAUAUAUCUGCUUGUUAGUAUUA